AGGAUUGAGAGGCGGAGCGCCGGUCGGUGAUGCAGGUCAGACGGGACGGGAAGCAGCAGCAGACGCCACUCGCCAGCAGACUUUUGCAGUAGCCGGCAUCGACAGCUCAGUUUUCACACGUAUUCCUGACCCUUUCCUGCAUCAUGUCUCUAGAGGAGAAAUUUAACGAAGCUGCUGAGAAGGUGAAGAAACUUAAAACCCAACCAAAUGAUGAGGAGUUGAAGGAAUUGUAUGGCCUCUACAAACAGGCAACAGUUGGAGACAUCAACACUGAGAGGCCUGGUAUGCUGGACUUCAAAGGAAAGGCUAAGUGGGAUGCAUGGAACUCGAAGAAGGGCACAACCAAGGAGGCUGCUAUGGAGGCGUAUGUAGCCAAGGCUGAUGAACUCAUUACCAAAUAUGGCUUAGAGUAGAUUUUGCCUUCAACACAACUGUGAUCAAAUUUUAUAGCUAUCUUUAUUCUCUUUAUAAUAUUGCUAAACAAAUUGUGACAAAUAAUUGGUCCUUUUUUGUGAUACUGAAUAAAAUGUAUUAAAACUA
Messenger RNA from Homarus americanus (American lobster), 540 nucleotides. RefSeq names its product acyl-CoA-binding protein homolog. The record is from RefSeq and is a predicted model, not a curated record. NCBI's taxonomy places the organism in Eukaryota, Metazoa, Arthropoda, Malacostraca, Decapoda, Nephropidae. Gene Ontology annotation, molecular function: fatty-acyl-CoA binding. Gene Ontology annotation, biological process: fatty acid metabolic process. Bases 144 to 413 code for a protein of 89 amino acids. The transcript has 3 exons.